ACCCCGGCCAACGAAUCAGACGGAAAAUCUGUUGCCAUUGCCAAUUCCCUCCCCUGCCCAGUGCGAUCUCCGGCCGGUGUCGGUGUCGGUGUGUGUGCCGCCUUGUUUCCGCCCCGUCCCCCCCGUCCCCGCGUUUGUAUCGUGGUCUCUCCCAAGUCCAAACCCUCCUCCGCCUCCCCCUCGGAACCGCCGCUCCCUGGUCGGCCGGCGGCAUGAGCCGCGCAUCACCGUGGACGCCGGCGAACCUCCAACCAGAUUGUCGCGAGGAUAAGAAGAGGAGAUUACCCCAAGGUCACACCGGAGAGGUAAACAGCAGCAGAUCAGCACAUGAAGAUCUUGACGACAUGUUUGCGUCGCUGUCCAUCGACAGCGUCCUCGCUCAAGAAAAUUCAGGAGAGCGUCCCAAGGACAGGAAGAGAAAAUCAUGCCAAGAAAAUGCUGGAAAUUUGACUAACGCUUUACCGGAUGAUGUUUUGGAAAACAUGUUUGCGUCGCUUUCGAUUGAUUCUAGAGUGACAAGUACUGCUUCCAUGAGAUCGGGGAAAGGAUCUUUUAUUAUUCUUGAUGACAAUAUUCUUGCUGGAGGUAAUUCAGAUUGCACCACCACUUCCACUGACUCUAGGAGGCCAAGGUCAGAGGUAUUCAUUGAAAGGGUAAAUGACCUGUUGCUGCGCCAUGUUGGAACUCGUGUUCGAGUGUUCGAGAUUCGUUUUGAUUUGAACUCCACUCAUGCUGCCCACCUUGACAAAUGGGUCCAGUUUGCGUCAGAGGCGGGUGCACAAGAUGUGAAACUUAGCUUGUGUAAAAACACGACAUCUUGUCCGGAGCAUUUUGUGACUGCAAAUCGUUAUAACUUCCCUUUGCAUUGCUUUGGCGAUGGGCGACAAAGAUCCUCGAUGCGGAAGCUAGACCUGACGAAUUGCAUAUUCACGCCACCGCCGGAUUCCGGUGCCUUUUCCUCCCUUGUAUGCCUUUAUCUAGUACGUGUCACAAUAACCGACUCCGGCAUCCAGAACAUUUGCUCUUGCUGCCCUAUUCUCCGCCAUUUGAGACUGGCACGAUGCGACAAUCUGGUUAAUGUAAGGAUUUCCCAUGAAGUGCUGAUAUGCUUGGAUAUAUUUCGUUGCAAAAAGCUGGUGAGUGUUGAGAUUCACGCCACCUGCCUACUCAUCUUCGAGUAUGAUGGACGUGAGGUACACAUCAAUUAUGCUAGUACACCCAGUAUGAGGUUUUUGGUAAAUAAGUUCGGGCAUCAAAAUGGUUAUCUUUCGGACGGUGUAGAAGGCAUGAAAAGGAUCAGAAAAAUCACCUUGACAUUUCUUUGGCCAUCGGAGAAGCCCAGUUAUACACUCUACGCGAUCAAAUUCACAGCAAUACAGUUCAUCAACCUAUUUAUUUUGCCAUCUUGGAAUAAUGUUCGUGGAGUAGCUUAUCUCGUCAAGGCAACUCCUUAUCUUAAAAGACUCCGGCUAGAAGCACGCAGCGGAGACCACCAUUACCGGGACGACGUCCAGGUCAGCUGGCCUGAGGGCAUCUCUCUCAAGAGGCUCCGUUUCAUCACCGUGGGCGGUUUCGCCGCCCAGGCCCCGCUGGUCGAGCUCUUGGUGUGCAUGGUGCACGCGGGCGCCCGGUCGAGGAGGACGUAUCUCCAGAUCGACCCGCACCACCAUCUCUGCAAAGGGCUGGGCCGGUGGGUCAGGGAGGACGUCGGCGACAAGCCCGCGAGGGACCGCGUGAGGGAGGCCGCCAGGGAGACCCUCCGCUCCAGGCUCCCGCCGUCCGUGAAGCUUGUCAUCAAAUGAUUCGCGUGUGAUCUUCCUGUGAUUGGUAGAAGCGCGCCUCAGGGUGAUGAUUUUUCGUGCUCUUUUUCGUUCUGUUGGCCUGGCUAGUGUCGUGUGCCGGCAACAGUUGGAUUCAGUUGGCUUGGAAAGCUCAGGACUGACUGACGAAUUAUGGAGAAACAUGGGACGUGCACAUUCUUGUCUGUAUGGUUUAUGUAGACUGCAGAGACUGAAUUGAGCUGUGAAAUCCGAGGCAGGCGACGGUGCGAACCGCGCGUGUCUUUUUUUUCCAUCUCUAUAUAUAUAAUAUCAGGACGUGCAUAUCUGAAACCUGAAGCUAGCGGAUACGAGUUCCCGUCUUAAGCUUGGUCUCACUCGAGCUCAGAGGAAGCUCCAUAAUACGCAGCUCUACAAGAAUGUUGAGACAUGAAGAAAUUAGCCUAGAACAGAGUAGCUUCUGCCCCUCUAUCGAACCGUGUGCAGGUGCGCGCUUGUCUGCCUGUCGAGUUGCAAGAUGAAAUGUGCACUUCCUCUAUCCGGAUAUAUAGGCAUAAUAUGCACUCCCUCCGUACCAUAACAUAAAAUGUUACUACAGCCAAUUUAUGAGCAUAUCAACAGAAAGAACAUCUUAUAUUAUGGGACAGAGGGAGUAUUUUGCAACCCAAGAUAUAUCCUUGAUCUUGUCGAUGGUCAAACCAAGGGAGUACAAAAGGUAGAAGCUGAGCUUGAAAGAGGUUUUUGGCUCUGUUAGAUGUCCGUCCUCACUCUUUGCUCGGCUAUGUGGGCUGGUUUCUCGCGUGUCAUCAUGGAUGAUAGAUUGUUUCCGCACGACGUUUCUCUUUCAGUCGCUGCACCCAUCCUUCGGGAACAAGGGAGAGAUCUUCCAGUUUUUCAAGCAAGCAUGUUACUAGUAGGAUUGUCAAUAUCCCGCAAAAAAAAAAAGAGUAGGAUUGUCUUAUUUAUUUAUUUAUUUAUUUGCGG
Molecule: messenger RNA, 2762 nt
Organism: Triticum aestivum (bread wheat)
Lineage: Eukaryota; Viridiplantae; Streptophyta; Magnoliopsida; Poales; Poaceae
Exons: 5
Coding region: 213-1802 (529 amino acids)
Source: RefSeq, a predicted model, not a curated record